Molecule: messenger RNA, 1336 nt
Organism: Dicentrarchus labrax (European seabass)
Lineage: Eukaryota; Metazoa; Chordata; Actinopteri; Moronidae
Product: blue-sensitive opsin-like
Exons: 5
Coding region: 139-1191 (350 amino acids)
Biological process (GO): G protein-coupled receptor signaling pathway; visual perception; phototransduction
Cellular component (GO): photoreceptor outer segment; membrane
Molecular function (GO): G protein-coupled receptor activity
Source: RefSeq, a predicted model, not a curated record
ACCUCGAUUAGAAGACAAUAACAAGUGCAUGUUAUUUACAUUUAGAAAUCUACUAUCGGACGUUUUUGUGGAAUAAUACCAUUUCAGCAUCUUUUUGAAAAGUGCUGGAAAAUUUUUUUGACACUCAACCAGACAAAAAUGAGGGGAAGUCGUGCAACAGAGCUUCCAGAAGACUUCUGGAUUCCCAUCCCUCUGGACACCAACAACAUCACCUCCCUCAGCCCGUUCCUGGUUCCCCAGGAUCACUUAGGGAGCCCAGCAUUCUUUUAUUCAAUGUCUGCCUUUAUGUUUUUCCUAUUCGUGGCCGGUACCAGCAUUAAUAUCCUGACUAUUGCAUGUACUGUUCAAUACAAGAAGCUCCGGUCUCAUCUGAACUACAUCCUGGUGAACUUGGCUGUGGCAAACCUCAUCGUUGCCUCUGUGGGCUCCUUCACCUGCUUCUUCUGCUUUGCCUUCAGAUACAUGAUUGUUGGUCCACUGGGGUGCAAGAUUGAAGGAUUUUCAGCAACCCUUGGCGGUAUGGUAAGCCUGUGGUCUCUGGCUGUGGUAGCGUUGGAGAGAUGGCUUGUUGUCUGCAAGCCACUUGGGAACUUUGCCUUCAAGCCGAACCAUGCUAUAGCUUGCUGCGCAAUGACUUGGGUCUUUGGUUUGAUAGCAGCAGUUCCUCCACUGGUUGGAUGGAGUAGGUAUAUCCCAGAGGGCAUGCAGUGCUCCUGUGGACCGGACUGGUACACAUCUAACAACAAGUUCAACAAUGAGUCCUAUGUGAUGUUCCUCUUCUGCUUCUGCUUUGCUGUCCCUUUAACUACCAUUGUUUUCUGCUACUCACAGCUGCUUCUCAUGCUGAAAUCGGCAGCAAAGGCCCAAGCUGAGUCUGCCUCCACCCAGAAGGCAGAGAGGGAGGUGACCAGGAUGGUGGUCGUCAUGGUGCUGGGCUUCCUGGUGUGCUGGAUGCCUUACGCCUCUUUUGCUCUUUGGGUUAUCAACAAUCGUGGGCAACCGUUCGACCUAAGACUGGCGACAAUACCCUCCUGUCUGUCUAAAGCCUCCACUGUCUACAACCCUAUUAUCUACAUCUUCCUUAAUAAACAGUUCCGGUCAUGUCUAAAGACGAUGCUGGGGAUGAGUGGAGAUGAUGAUGAGUCCUCAGCAAGCCAGGUCACUGAAGUCUCGAAAGUCGGACCUUCUUAGGUUGUUUAAGGGUAAUUCUGAUGACUUACAUAUUGUAAAUAGCACUGAAUGGUCAAAUGAUAUAACAUUUUGAAUGAUACUUACAGAUAAAGAGUUGUAUGCAAAGAAAAAUGUAAAAAAAAAUAAAGGUUAAUUGUGUUUUGUG